Messenger RNA from Darwinula stevensoni, 1056 nucleotides. The record is from the annotation of a GenBank genome assembly. NCBI's taxonomy places the organism in Eukaryota, Metazoa, Arthropoda, Ostracoda, Podocopida, Darwinulidae.
AUGAGAGGAAUGAGAAAAUGUGGAGGAAAUGGAGGAGGUGAAGGAAGCGGAGGAGGUGGAGGAAGAGGCGCUUUGGCCAAUGAUCGCUUGAGCGUCGCUGUCAUCCCUCAUUCCGUUUUCGACUGCCGGCAAAGUGCCGCUCGAGGAGAUUUGCACGUGCCAAACAGAUCUAACGAUCGUGCUGCAUCAGUCUGGCACUCCAUUCUGACCGUCGGCGGAUCACAGGCCAUCGAGGAGACCCCCAAAGAUGAUCUCGAUGAGAUCGUCUCGUACGACGUGUACUCGCACGUGCUGGUGGCGAUGCAGUACUUCUUCCCCCUGACGGUGAUCAGCGCUGCGUACCUGAGGAUCGGCUGCCGCCUGUGGGGAGCCCAGAUGCCAGGCAACGCCGAGGAUCAUCGCGACGCCCUGCUCCUCAAGAACAAGAAAAAGAGCGUGAAGUACCUCACCAUGACGACGCCCAUUCGAAUACGUAAAGGUGGGAGCUUUGGGUCGAAAACACGGAGGGAAAAGUUAAGCCGACCGGUCGCCAUGGCGAUUGGAGCCAUCGCUCCUUGCCGGAUCGGAUGCUAUGGUUACCUUCGUGUCAAACACGUGUUCCACCUGUAUUCCAUCUGCAUUCCACCUGUUUUCCACCUGGGCGGAAUGCAGGUGUCCUUCGACUCCGUCUAUGAUCGUAAUCGGCUUCGACUGAAAUGUGCGAUCGCGUUAGACGUCGUCCUUUCAUUUCUCUCUGCAAUAGGUGGAAAUACGAAUAAAAGAGAGAAGCCGGUCAAAGACUGGAUCGAAGCGAUCCGGAAAGGCUGUUCGCGUGCUUCGAGGCCCUGUUUCGUGCUUCGAGGUUUCCCUCAAACUUCGUCGGGCGAAUCCCAAGACGCAGACGUCGAAGCUCCUCUGGUCUUCGGUCGGGUCUUCGCGGAAGACAGAGGUUCGACCCGAUCGCGAACAAACGAGGUGAUCAAGAUGCUGGCCAUCGUGGUCGCCCUUUUCGCCAUCUGCUGGCUCCCGCUUCAAACUUAUUACAUCGUUGCCGCCCUCCACUCAGAAGUCAAUUCG